Uranotaenia lowii is the source of this 1829-nucleotide messenger RNA. RefSeq names its product serine protease 56. The transcript is spliced from 4 exons. Lineage: Eukaryota; Metazoa; Arthropoda; Insecta; Diptera; Culicidae. Gene Ontology annotation, biological process: proteolysis. Gene Ontology annotation, molecular function: serine-type endopeptidase activity. The record is from RefSeq and is a predicted model, not a curated record. Bases 126 to 1112 code for a protein of 328 amino acids.
CGAUUUUGGUAUGAAUUAAACUUCAAUAUUUACACACGUGUUCAUCACCAUUCGUUUUGACGACAAUUGGAAUAGCGCGCGCCUUGAUCAUUGUCCGAUGAGCUUACAAAUUCCAACAGCGGAACAUGUUCGGUCACAUUUUGUCAUUUUUUUCCACGAUUUUACCUUUGAUUGUGAUACUGCUUGUUGAGAGAAAUUUCGUACAAAGUGUCCCCAAUCCCAUAAAAAAUGGUCAAAUCUAUGAAGGAAGCUUCCCGAAUGGAGGUCCAUUUCCUUUCGCUGCAUCCCUGCAAAGGAUUCCGCUGACGAAGCAGAACAACUCGACAAAAGCUACGCAUUUUUGCGGGGGAACCUACAUAGGUUUGGGUUGGAUUGUGACCGCCAACCAUUGUGUUACGGAUUUUGAAUCUCAUUUGAUAUAUGCGAUUUUAGGCGGAUCGUCUUUGGACAGCAACGAUGCCCACGUGUUUCCUAUUUUGGAAAAAAUAAGUUAUCCUAGCUAUGAUGGAACUACUCUUGUUGGAGACAUUGCCAUGUUACGCAUCAAUAUAUCUGAGAUACCGCCAAAACUUUCCAACCCACGGAGUUCAGUUGGUUUACCAAAUAUUUUUCCUGUAAGAAACGACCAAAGCUCGGUUGACUCUUAUGAAGAUAAUAACUACUACGAUUACGACUAUUGGUUCAGCGAUAAAACGUUACAAACUGAAUCAGAACGAGAUGAGGAGUGUCAAAUUUUUGGUUACGGUGCGGAUCGCUACAACGGACCGACGAGUAAAAUUCUACGGUUUGGUCAGGUUCAACCGAUUGACCAUGAAACGUGUUCGCAGCUAUUGGGACUGGUCGUGGCUCCACCCUCGGAUACGUCAAGCUCUGGGAUGUUCUGUGCCAUGGGGAUCGCUGAUGCCUGCCAGGGUGACUCCGGGAGUGGUUUGGUAUGUCGCCCUAGACCUCGGCCCAUUUUUGAUGAGUUUCAUCCUUCCACCCUUGGCCGGUUCAUCCUACGGGGCGUCAUUUCUUACGGCGCAGCUUGUGGGACACCGGCAUCGCCCGGGGUCUACACCGAUGUCAGAUUCUACAUGCCCUGGAUACGUGACAUUAUGAAUAAGAACUAGGGGACAUUUGUUUCGAUUGUUUUUUUUUUAUUCUGGUUUGACAGUAAUAUAUUCGAAUUUUCAUACAGCAAGUAUAAAUUGUCUAAUCAUAAUCUUAGCACUUACAACACUCAUACACACUCACAAAACUCGCGGGCACACCUAGUCUAAUUUCUUAUCGAAUGCUUUACUGUUUCAUGGGUUCGGCACUCUCGUCACCCUCGGAUCGCACUUCCUGUUUCGCGUGAUCUUUGAGCUCGGCAUCCUUCGUCUCCGGAUGAAGUAGCGUGAGCAGGCCAGCUGCUAGCACCGAAACACCACAUAUCGUAGUCGGAAUCCACCAACCGAGCUGCCCUAAAAGGUCCACGAUAUAGGGAGCGGCCAUCGAACCCACGUGGGCCAUCGUCGAGCAGAUCCCGAGGGCGGUGUUGCGAAUUUCCGUUGGAAACAGUUCCGCCGUAUGGAGGGUGACCACGGCAUAGACGGCCGUAAUUCCCAACCGCCCGAGCAUGGCCAGGGAUACGACGGCCGUGGUGCUUUCCCGUGGAACCGCCAAAACGACAAGCAAACAAACGCCGGCAUACAGGAAGAAACAAAACGAGGUGCUCUUCCGGCCAAAGUAAGCCAACACUAUCAUCGAGAUGAUGUAGGCUAGGAUGUCGACGGAACCGGUGGUGGCCACGUAUACGUUCCGGUUGGCCGCAAAGUUGUCGGCAUUCAAAGCUGCAAAUAAAGAAG